AUGAAUUUGUCUGCUGCCAAUGUGACGGUGGUUGUACAAUAUGGGGAUUCCUUCUCCAAGGCUUUGAUUAAGAACCUCAUUGUUGUGGUCCUUUGGAUUUUCAUCAACUACAUGAAUGCAGGACUCACUUACACCUUCUCUAAACACCAGGUCUUCAACACAAAUCCCCGGUACAUCCUGUUUGUUCACUUGGUGAUCAAUGACAUGAUCCAAGUGACACUGACUGUGGCACUUUUCAUCACUAGCUACAUCUUCUUUAUGAUUCCUAUGACUGUCUGUUGCUUCUUUAUACUAAUUGCUAUCUUCACUACCGAAAACACACCACUAAAUCUGGCCUGCAUGGCAGUGGAGUGCUACAUCGCCAUCUGCAUCCCUCUACGCCACGCUCAGAUUUGCACAGUUAAGAAAACACGGUUGCUGAUUUUUUUAAUCUGGGCCACCAGUUUGGUGUCUGUUCUCCCUGAUCUCUUCAUGACUUUGGCUACGCAGUCAGAGGACUAUUUUAAAUUACGUGUGUUUUGCAUCAGGGAACGAGUUUUUCCAAAUCCCAGAAUUACAGAGAGGAGAAAUAUUACCUAUAUUGUAUAUUUGGUUUUAGUUUGGUGCAUUAUCUUUUUUAUCUAUUUCCGCAUAAUGUUCACAGCAAGAACAGCAAGUAAAGAUGCUAAAAAGGCAAGGAACACAAUCCUUCUCCAUGGGUUUCAGCUUUUGUUGUGUAUGGCAACAUAUGCAGAACCCCUUGUAAAAGAUAUGGUGUGGCAACAGUUUCGUGAUUAUUAUUUAGAUGCUCUGUUUGCUUGUUAUUUAUUGUUCCAAAUAAUACCAAGAUUUAUUAGUUCAAUUAUCUAUGGUGUACGAGACAAAACGUUCAGAAAGCACCUAAAAGGAUAUUUACUGUAUAAGAUAAACCGACAGUAA
Molecule: messenger RNA, 918 nt
Organism: Gambusia affinis (western mosquitofish)
Lineage: Eukaryota; Metazoa; Chordata; Actinopteri; Cyprinodontiformes; Poeciliidae
Product: odorant receptor 131-2-like
Exons: 2
Coding region: 1-918 (305 amino acids)
Biological process (GO): G protein-coupled receptor signaling pathway
Cellular component (GO): membrane
Molecular function (GO): G protein-coupled receptor activity
Source: RefSeq, a predicted model, not a curated record